Messenger RNA from Papaver somniferum (opium poppy), 483 nucleotides. RefSeq names its product ankyrin repeat-containing protein NPR4-like. Lineage: Eukaryota; Viridiplantae; Streptophyta; Magnoliopsida; Ranunculales; Papaveraceae. The record is from RefSeq and is a predicted model, not a curated record. The transcript has a single exon. Bases 1 to 483 code for a protein of 160 amino acids.
AUGAAGAACAUGAAAUAUGGAAUAAAGAACGAGAAGAAUAAAACACCUAGAGAAUUAUUCUCAGUCCAACAUGAUGGUUUGGCCAAAGAGGCGGAAAAGUGGAUGAAAGAAACAGCACAAGCGUGUAUGAUUGUCACGACCCUCAUAGCCACGGUUAUGUUGGCAGCCGCUUUUACUCUACCUGGUGGCAGUGAUCAAAAUACAGGUCGUCCCCUACGUGCAACAACGACGCCUUUCAAGAUUUUUAUAAUUUCAGAUGCAGUGUCGCUCUUCUCUUCGUGCACAUCUGUUUUGAUGUUCUUCGCUAUAUUAACAUCACGCUAUGCAGAAAUGGAUUUCUUGACAUCUUUGCCCAAGAAAAUGAUACUUGGUCUCUCCACCCUCUUUAUAUCUAUAGCAACCAUGAUGGCAACUUUUGCAGCAACGCUGGUUAUUGUGCUUCCUGGAGAAGCUUCUUGGGUUUACAUUCCAGUGUCUGUCUGA